UGCGGUAAAUAGGGAGAGAGAGCGGCGGCACAGGUUCGAGGUGAAAGUGCUCAGGGAGACGGGGGGAGAGGGAGCGGGUGAGACGCGGGUGCCCGACCCGAGGACAACCCGAGUCCAGGAUCCGAACCGAGGGCGGACAAGUUGGGCUCGUUGAGAAGGAGCCCAAGAAGCGCGUGAGGUCUGCGGUCCCGAGGGAAUCGCGCGCCACGCCACGGCAACGGGGACCACGGUUCUAACAGCCCACCGUUGUUUUUUCCCUCUUCUCAACGUUCGGUGGACACCUUCCCAGAAUAACACGACGCGGUUUUGACGCUCCGAACUUCUUCCGGUUCACAUACGGUCACAGCCGGAGGAAGAGCGCGACCGUUUCGGCGGCACCGGGUUCCCGAGCGCCUCUCCGAGUCUUCGGAUGGUUUUCUGAAGACGCGGAGUCGCUGUCGAGCUAACUGUUGGGCGCGGGGCUCUCGGCCGGUUGUGGGGACCAUGUGGAACGGGAACUCCUCCCUGCUCGACUCAGUGCUGCAUGGUCACCCACCAUGCGUGGAGUGGUCCAACAGCACGGAGGGCGCCCUCUACCACCUGGGCAACACGCUGCUCUGGCUCGGCUACAUGGGCGGCAGCGGUGCCUUCGGCGCCCUCUACAUCUUCGGCUGUCUUGCGCCCGCCUUCCUCUGCCACGCCCUGUGGGGCUGGCAGCUGGCGUGCGGAGCGGUGCCCGCGGUCGCCUGGAACGGGCUGCUGGGGGCGCUGUGCGUGCUGCAGCUGGCGCACAUCAUCUACCGGCUGCAGAGGAACCGGCUGCCCGGCGAGGAGUUCCGCAGCCUGUACGCGGGUGUCUUCCUGCCCCUAGGUGUCCCCGUGGCCGUAUUCAAGGAGGUGGCGGCCGCCUGCAACUCCCAGGUGCUCUCCCUGGCUGAGGAGGAGACCUACGCCUCGGAAGGGAAGACGCCCAUCGACCGGCUCUCGUUUCUGCUCUCCGGAAGGAUCCGCGUCUCUCUGGAAGGCCAGUUCCUGCAUUACAUCUUCCCGUACCAGUUCAUGGACUCGCCGGAGUGGGAGUCGCUCGGGCCCUCGGAGGAGGGAAAGUUCCAGGUCACUCUGACUGCGGAGACGGACUGCCGCUACAUCUCCUGGAGGCGGCGCAAACUCCGCCUGCUGCUGUGCCGGGACCGCUACAUCUCGUGCCUCUUCUCCGUCAUGCUGGGCAGCGACAUCGCCGACAAGCUGUACGCGCUCAAUGACAAGCUCUUCGCUCGCAGCAACGUGCGCCUCGACAUCCGGCUGCCCAGCCUUUACCAUGUCCUGGCUCCGCCCUCCUCCGCAGACCGGGGUUCCGCCCACCAGGCGCUGGCCCCGCCCGCCAGCGCGCCCGAACCGGGUACCGCCGAGGGCAACCCGGAGCCCCCGGGCCAGCCCCCCCGCAGCGCGGCCUCCGGGGACCACCUGCCGGGACGUCCUUCCCACCGUCUGCAGAGAGGACGGGCGCCCCUGGCUCCCACCGACACCCCCAAUCUCUGAGGGAGGCUCCGCCCACUGGAUGGACUCGCACACACUUAGCUAAUGGACACAAGUGGGACAAGCGGAGGGUUGGGGCAAGAGGGCCUGCUGCACCCCCUCCCCCUCCCCCGACACUCUCACCGCCGUAUCUCCUCACGUUCAUUCCAGGGACCGCUCGCCAAAGACGAGCGCUACAAGCCUGUCCUGUUCGCUCUCGAACCCGACCCCCCCCGGCCACCGAGAAGCUCCGCCCACAGUACGACCCCACACCCAAUGUUCACGUGUGAUUGGUGGUGUUCGUGAAGUUCUGCCUUAUUCUGCUCACUCUCAAGGACCUCAGCGGUCCUCUGGGUUUUUGUUUCUUCGUUUGUUUGUGGAAAAAUGUUUUAUUUCAAAUAAUAAAGUGUGUUUGUACA
This is a messenger RNA of Scleropages formosus (Asian bonytongue), 1913 nucleotides long. RefSeq names its product popeye domain cAMP effector 2 (gene popdc2). Gene Ontology annotation, cellular component: sarcolemma. The coding region runs from base 484 to 1518 and encodes 344 amino acids. Gene Ontology annotation, molecular function: cAMP binding. The record is from RefSeq and is a predicted model, not a curated record. Gene Ontology annotation, biological process: striated muscle cell differentiation; heart development; skeletal muscle tissue development. NCBI's taxonomy places the organism in Eukaryota, Metazoa, Chordata, Actinopteri, Osteoglossiformes, Osteoglossidae. The transcript is spliced from 4 exons.